AUAGAGUUCAUUCACAUUAAGACUGAGUCCAUAACCAGCUCAGACUGUAAGGAUGACAGAAUGAUACUUUCUUCAGCAUAACAGAGAUUUCUAACUUUAUUUGUUUUAUUUUUUUCCCCUUCAAAAAUAAAGAUAGCAGCAACUAAUCUGUGAUCUGAUACAGCUCAUUUGUGGAUUUGCACGGCGGUUCUCAGCAUGGCCGGAGCUCUGAGCAUGGACGAAAGUCAGUACGGAAUAAAAAUGUUUGACAGCAACGAGUUUGUGAUGGACGUCUCCUAUCACCAGUUAAUGCCCACGUUUGAGAUAAAAAAUGAACCCUUUGUUCCAGAAACAGUUAAUGGACCUUACUUGCAGAUAAUUGAGGAGCCUAAACAAAGAGGCUUCCGGUUUCGUUACGAGUGUGAGGGUCCAUCUCAUGGGGGUUUACCAGGUGCUUCCAGUGAGAGGAACAGGAGGACGUAUCCCACUGUUAAGUUGUGUAACUACGUGGGUCAUGCUCGGGUCGAGGUGCAGCUCGUCACACACACCGAUCCCCCUCGUGUCCAUGCACACAGCCUCGUUGGAAAGCAGUGUAAUGAGAACGGAACCUGCAGCAUAGAUGUGGGUCCCAGCGACCUCACGGCACAGUUCAGCAAUUUGGGUAUACUUCAUGUCACUAAAAGAGGAGUGGUAGAAGUUCUGACAAGGAGACUAAAGAAAGAGAAAAAGAGAGCGAAGCAACCUGGUUACCAUUUUAGCGAUGCAGAAGAGCAGGCUAUUGGCCGAGAAGCCAAAGAGCUGGGCAAGAACAUGGACCUAAACAUAGUGAGAUUAAAGUUCACUGCUUACCUUAAGGACAGCCACGGUGGAUUCACCAGAGCGUUGAAACCGGUCGUCUCCAACCCCAUCUACGACAGCAAAUCUCCCAACGCAUCCAAUCUCAAGAUCUCACGCAUGGAUAAAACUUGUGGCUCGGUGAUUGGAGGGGAUGAGAUCUUCCUGCUGUGCGACAAAGUUCAGAAAGAUGAUAUUGAGAUUCGUUUCUACGAGGAGGAGGAGGAGGGGGGCUGGGAAGCGUUCGGAGAUUUCUCUCCGACUGAUGUACACAAACAGUAUGCCAUAGUCUUUAGGACGCCACCCUAUCACAAAGAGAUCUCACGACCCGUCACUGUCUUUCUGCAACUCAAGAGGAAGAAGGGUGGAGACUGCAGCGAGCCCAAACAGUUUACUUACUUCCCACAAUAUCAAGAUAAAGAGGAGGUUAUGCGGAAAAAGAUGAAGAAUCUUCCUCAGCAGUAUGACAACUGGCGGGGGCCGCAGGGUGGAGCAGGGGGUCUGGGCAGAGGAGCUGGGGGCUUCGGCGGUCCUGGAGGUGGUGGUGGAGGAGGAGGAGGAAUAUACGGAGCAGGAUUUCCGUUUAGUCCUUUGGAUUCGAUCACCCAUUAUGGUGGCAGCUGUACUGGAUUUGCAGGAGGCACACUAAUGACAGAAUCUGCUCUACAGCCAGAAAAGGCCCAGGAACGCCAACAGCAACAACAACAGCAUGAGACACCCACCAGCUUAACAGCAAAGCAGCAGCUCUUUCAGAUCGCCUCGGCUCUACAGAAACAGUCCACUGCAGCGGCCACACACAGUGCUAAGGCUCUGCUGAACUACUGCAGCACAGGGGAUGUACGCUACCUCUUGGCCAUGCAGAGACAACUCUGUGGAGUGCAGGACGAGAACGGAGACACGCCCUUACAUUUGGCCAUUAUCCACCAGCAGCCCGCAGUGGCCAACAAGCUUAUUCAGACCAUCAUAAACACUCCACAAUUCAAAUUCAUCAACAAGUUCAACCACCUCAGCCAGACCCCGCUGCAUUUGGCUGUGAUCACUCAGCAGCCUAAGUUGGUGGAGAUCUUGUUAAAAGUAGGUGCCGACCCUGCCUUACUGGACAGGGACGGACGGACGGCGUUACAUCUGGCCGCUCAUUCCGGAGACGAAACCAUUCUCAGAGCGCUUCUUAGCAUGCUAGGAGAGCACCAUUCUCACCUGCUGAACACUGCUGACUUCUCAGGUUUAUACCCACUGCAUCUGGCUGUCAGAAAAGGAGGCGAGCGUUGCCUGCGUGUGCUGGUGGAGGCUGGUGCCAAGAUCAACAUGCCUGAACAGAAGAGCGGUUGCACAGCACUACAUCUGGCUGUUAAAGAGAAUCUUUUCAAAGUUUCCUGCAUUCUCAUCACUGAGCUGAAAGCUGACAUUAACGCAUGUACCUUUGGAGGAAACACUCCACUGCACUUGGCUGCCAGUCUUGGCUCUCCACCCCUUUGCUCCAUGCUCGUAGCAGCAGGUGCAGAUAAACAACUGGAGAAUGAUGAGCCACUCUUCUGUAGCUCCUCGUCUUCUGAUGAGGAAGACCAGGAUGUGAGGAGAGACAGCGUAGAAGGGCUAGAUGAACAGGUCUUAGAAAUGCACAUACAAGAUAUGUCGAUAUCAUCAGAGAGAAGGCGAAUCAACCCACGCAAGAGACCAGCAGUCGGACAUACUCCUUUUGACCUGGCCAACUGUCAGAAGGUUCGAGAUCUGUUGGAUAGUCCCAAGCCGAGUCACAUUUUACCCAAAAAGACAAAAAAGAGCACUGAAGAUGUGAACCAACCUCUGGACACCGAAACCGUCAGUAAGCUGUGUGGAAUCCUCAACAAAUGCGAAGUGUCAUGGAAAGAGCUGGCAGAGAAGCUAGGAAUGCUUACAUUGGCAAAACUGUUCCAAGACAGCCCGUCACCCUGCCAGACGCUUCUAGAAAACUACCAGUUAAGCAAUGGUCCGUUAGAGGGGCUGGUGGAUGCACUGCAGAGUCUCGGGCUGACGGACGGGGCCCAAUUUCUGAGAAACAGGCAGCUCAGUGAGGACAAGCAAAGCACAGAUACAAAGGUGGACAGUGGCUUUGUCAGUCAGGAGGUGGACACUCCAGGUGUGGCAAAUGACUGAGCAGCGCAGUUCCAUGAAACAAACUGAUUUUGUUUGAUGCUUUAUCAUCAACCUGAUGGAAACUUGUCCUCAGCUUGUCACUGUGAGAAACUGACAACCUGGAUUUACACACAGAUCUCUCAGUAUUGAGAGAGACUCAGAAGAGGUAUGACUGGUGCUCAACUCGCCGUCUGUAACAUAUUCGCAGUUUGUGGAAGUUAUAAAAAUGAAGAUACUUAGAUAUUACCCAUCUUCAGUAUCACGGAUGUAAUAUUUGCAGUUACCCUGGUAUCCUAGAUUGCAAUUACGAUCUUCUUUCUUCUUUCUAUGAGUUCGUCUAUAUGUGUGUCAGAUUCACAAGCAUUUUUCUGUUUGCCGAAGCUUUGAUUUUAGUUCAUUACUAAUACUGUGUAUUUAUAUGAGAUAUGUUUUUCAGCUAUAUACCUGUGCAAUAGAGCCAUGCUUGAUUUGUGUUUUUUGAAACAUGGCACAUCUAAGUGUUUGCUUUCAUUCCUUCAUUGAAAUAAAUAUAUUUAAAAAAUCUUUA
Molecule: messenger RNA, 3472 nt
Organism: Tachysurus fulvidraco (yellow catfish)
Lineage: Eukaryota; Metazoa; Chordata; Actinopteri; Siluriformes; Bagridae
Gene: nfkb2
Product: nuclear factor of kappa light polypeptide gene enhancer in B-cells 2 (p49/p100)
Exons: 24
Coding region: 196-2946 (916 amino acids)
Biological process (GO): response to cytokine; cellular response to stress; innate immune response
Cellular component (GO): cytoplasm
Molecular function (GO): protein binding; DNA-binding transcription factor activity, RNA polymerase II-specific; RNA polymerase II cis-regulatory region sequence-specific DNA binding
Source: RefSeq, a predicted model, not a curated record